Molecule: messenger RNA, 1320 nt
Organism: Thyridium curvatum
Lineage: Eukaryota; Fungi; Ascomycota; Sordariomycetes; Thyridiales; Thyridiaceae
Exons: 2
Coding region: 1-1320 (439 amino acids)
Source: RefSeq, a predicted model, not a curated record
AUGGCCGUUGAUAAUGAGGCUGUCAGCGACGGAGUCUCAGAUCAGAACGAUGCCCAAGUCAGCGAGGACCAGGUGCUUGAUUUCUUCACCUUUGGCAUGUUCAUUAUAGAUGAGAUCGAAUACCCAUCACCAAAACCUCCCGUCAAGGACAUCCUCGGCGGCGCAGGCGCGUUCUCCGCCCUCGGCGCCCGCCUCUUCUCCCCGCCGCCCACCUCCCGCUCCGUCGGCUGGAUCGUCGACAGGGGCUCCGACUUCCCAGAGCACCUGACCGCCGUCAUCGACGGCUGGGACACGGCCGUGCUCUUCCGCGACGACGGGGACCGCCUCACCACCCGCGGCUGGAACGGCUACGAGGACGCCGCCUCGGAGCGGCGCUCGUUCCGGUACACCACGCCCCGGAAGCGCCUGCACGCCGAGGACCUGACCCCGGCGCUCCUGUCCGCCCGCGCCUUCCACGUCAUCAGCUCGCCCUCGCGCUGCCGCGACAUCGUCGGCGACCUGCUCUCGCGCCGCCGGCGCUCCAUGGGCGACGCCUACUGCCGCCCCUACAUCGUGUGGGAGCCCGUGCCCGACGCCUGCACGCCGGACGAGCUGCUCAGCUGCACCAACACGCUGCCCGUCGUCGACGUCUGCAGCCCCAACCACGCCGAGCUGGCCGGGCUCAUGGGCGACCCGGACCGCGGGCUCGACCCGCAGACGGGCGAGGUGUCGGCCGCCGCCGUCGAGCGCAGCUGCGAGCAGCUCCUCGCCUCCAUGCCCCUGCAGUCCUUCACCCUCGUCGUCCGCGCCGGCGACAAGGGCUGCUACCUCGCCAAGAACGGCGGCAGGAAGCGCGCCACCACCACCGCCGCGGCGCCCGCCGCCAAGCGCAGCAACAGGAAGAAGGAGUACACCCGAGGCGGCCUGCAGCCCGACACCGACAUGGAGGCCCUGUUCGCGGGGCUCAUGCAGGACGAGGACGGGCUCAUCGCCCGCGAGGAGAUCGAGGUCGACCCGGGCCUCGAGAAGUGGAUCCCGGCCUACCACGCCAAGAAGACGCAGCAGGGAGAGGGAGAUGACGAUGCCGACGACGCCGGCCCCGAGGUCGUCGUCGAUCCCACGGGUGGGGGUAACACCUUCAUGGGAGGCCUGGCGGUCGCCCUCGCGAGGGGCAAGUGCGUCGAGGAGGCUGCCGUCUGGGGUAGCGUCGCGGCCAGCUUCGCCAUCGAGCAGGUCGGCGUCCCUACUCUAGGGCAUGACGAUGAUGGAAACGAGCUAUGGAACGGGGUCAAGGUUGAUGAUAGACUGAGAGAACUCCAAGACCGCCUUGCCAAGGUCUGA